CGAGGGAGACGCGCGGGCUGGGCGCUGCCUGCCGCUGAGGGUCGCCAUGGCGGGGGCGCUGGGCCGCAAGGCCGUGGACUAUCUGCGCAGCAAGGAGUUCAGGGACUACCUCAUGAGGUGACACUUUUGGGGGCCAGUUGCCAACUGGGGGCUUCCUAUUGCUGCUUUUAAUGAUAUGAAGAAAUCGCCAGAAAUUGUUAGUGGCCGAAUGACAUUUGCACUGUGUUUUUACUCCUUGGCUUUCAUGAGAUUUGCCUAUAAAGUGCAGCCAAGAAACUGGCUUCUUUUUGCAUGCCACUUCACUAAUGAAAUUGCACAACUUAUUCAAGGAGGACGACUGAUCAAAUACAGGUUUGAGAAAAAGAACUAAAUAUCUAACUUGAAGUAAGCCAUGGAAUAUGCUUAUCCUGAAUUACAACUAAGGAAGACUUGCCAUCUACAUUUGCUGUGACAAUUACAGUGGGGUUAAAACAAACACCUAUUAUGAAUGACCCCACCAAGAAUCCUUCUACUAAUUUUUUUUAUCUUGCCUCUUGAGAGUGGUAUUCAGCAAUGUAAACCAUUGCAUUUGAAGUUUUGCUGCCUUACAGGUCCUUAAUAACUACCCUUUGAAUAAAAAGUUAGACAUCUGAAUAACAAGCAAUAUUUGAAAAUCAACUUUUUUAUCUAACGGUCUACAAAAGCGGUGUAUGAUGGCUUAGUAACUGUAGGUGGUAUUAACAUUCUUAAAAGCCAUUUAACUUGGGUGCAUUCAUUCCUAUUUUGUCUCUUUUUUUUAACUUGGGCAGUGGCUUGCUAAUCUACAAGAACAAAUGUGUAGUUAGGCAGCCUGGAAGUGACCGGCCAUCCUUCUUCCCUUACUGCAUGCCUUGUCUCAGUAAAGAGACUUCAUUAAUACCCAUUUUUUAAGUCGCACAUUAUUUGAAGAGGACUUGGAAGAGCAAAAUCAUAGCACUGAAUAAAUGAAAGCAACAAGGUCUGGUACUGUUCUUUAAGAAGUUCUAAGUAGAUUUUAUUUUUCCUACUAUUUGAGUUGCUCUAGAUGUAUGUAAUCCUUACACAGACAAAAACUUAACUUGUUUGGAGUCUAAGAUCUGAAAGACACAAGGUGCCUUUCAGUAGUUUUUGAUCUCACUGGGAGAGUGGCUUCCCUGCAUGACCUGCCUGAAAAUUACAUUGCUGUAAAGAUAUAGAUAACAAAGAAUGUAUGUGAUGGAUUUUAUUUCAGUUCAGUGUUUCUGAACAGUAAACAUGUUCCAAAUGGCAAUAAAUCCUUUCAACAUUUUGAAAA
Pezoporus flaviventris is the source of this 1291-nucleotide messenger RNA. RefSeq names its product mitochondrial pyruvate carrier 1 (gene MPC1). The transcript has 4 exons. Gene Ontology annotation, cellular component: mitochondrial inner membrane. The record is from RefSeq and is a predicted model, not a curated record. Lineage: Eukaryota; Metazoa; Chordata; Aves; Psittaciformes; Psittacidae. Gene Ontology annotation, biological process: pyruvate import into mitochondria.